AUGCCAGAAGCCAAAAUAGAAGAAACAGUUUGUGAAGACAGGAUCAGCGCUUUACCCGAAGAUUUGCUUGUGACGAUACUGUUGCUUGUCCCGAUUAGAGAUGCAGUAGCCACCAUGCUUUUGUCUAAACGUUGGCGCUUUAUCUGGAUGAUGUUGCCUAGACUUGAUUACAAAGAAAGCAGCGAUAAUGAUAAUGAUCCGAGCAAGAAGAGCAUUUGGUGGUUUUUUGAUAAGUCAAUGGAACUCCACAAAGCACCUAUCUUAGAAGUCUUGCUUAUCAAACUUGGUCCAGGAUGUCCUAGUGAUGCUGACGUCGGUAAGUGGCUUACAAAAGCUGUUGAUCGCCAAGUGGGUGUUCUAAAAUUCGAGCUUUGUUGGUCUACAGGUCCAACUAGAUUACCCAAGAGCCUUUACACCUGCGAGACACUCAAGGAACUUACUCUCUCUCACAAUAUUCUUGUGGAUUUCCCUUCUUUUGCUUGCCUCCCGUCCCUUUCAACUCUUGAACUUUUCUAUGUGGUGUAUAAAGACGAGGCUUCUCUUUUUAGAUUCUUAUCGAGCUGCCCUGUUCUUGACCUUUUGGACGUGAAACGAAAUACCAAACAUCAUGACAAUGUCAACAAAUUUAGUGUGAAAGUACCUUCUUUACAGUUCUUCUGGUAUGAAAAUUGCGAUUAUACAUCACUUCCCGAUACUGCUAGGUGUUUGACUAUCGAUACUCCGGCACUAAUAGACUUCAUAAUCGCUGAUUAUUCAAGAGACUCUUGGUCCUUCGAGAAUAUUCCUUGUCUUGAGAAGGCAUUUUUCGAUGUUAGGUCUUUCCCGGAUAUUGACAAGUCCAAAACAUCUAUUUCCGGGGUCUUGUCCCUUACGUUGUUUAUGAUGACCAAUGAAGCUGUACUUGUGCGUUGUAGCACCAUCAACUUCUCUCGACUUAUAAAGUUAACUAUAUAUCCGCAUAAUUCAGACUGGUUGGAACCACUCUUACCCUUACUUGAAAAUGCUCCAAACCUUAAAGAUCUUUUGGUAACUUAUGAAUGUACCGUUUGGCCCCGGGAUCGGAUCCCACUUUCAUGGAACCAACCGUGUUCUGUUCCUCGAUGCAUGUUGUCACAUCUCGAGAUAUUUGAGUACAGAAAAUAUGGAGCCAGAGAAGAAGAGGAAGAAUUCUUGACAUAUAUCUUUGCCAACUCCAAGUGUUUAAAGACUGUGACAAUCUCGGUGAAACCCAGCUCCGUUCUUGGAAAGAAAGAGUUGAUCAUUGAGGAGUUGAGAAAUAUUCCUAGGGUUUCAACAUCUCAACUUUUGUUAUUUUAA
Molecule: messenger RNA, 1317 nt
Organism: Capsella rubella
Lineage: Eukaryota; Viridiplantae; Streptophyta; Magnoliopsida; Brassicales; Brassicaceae
Product: putative FBD-associated F-box protein At1g05080
Exons: 3
Coding region: 1-1317 (438 amino acids)
Molecular function (GO): protein binding
Source: RefSeq, a predicted model, not a curated record